Messenger RNA from Cimex lectularius (bed bug), 2453 nucleotides. It is a transcript of the gene Su(fu), whose product is annotated as suppressor of fused homolog. Gene Ontology annotation, molecular function: transcription factor binding. The transcript has 10 exons. Bases 144 to 1478 code for a protein of 444 amino acids. Lineage: Eukaryota; Metazoa; Arthropoda; Insecta; Hemiptera; Cimicidae. Gene Ontology annotation, cellular component: cytoplasm; nucleus. The record is from RefSeq and is a predicted model, not a curated record.
AGAAAAACUAAAAGAAAGAAGGUUUCGACGAAAAAGGAACAAAUUUAGAAGAAGAAAGCGUCAAAUAAUUGAGCUUUAAAAGCGUUAAAUUGGCUUCAAGGUUUCGUUUCUGGAGGCUUCUGUCUCAGAAACGGAGACAAGAGAUGGUUGAGGCCACGGGGAACCGAGGGCUUCCGAUGAGCAUCUUACCAAUGUCUCCUCCUGGCCUUGAAUCUCUUUAUCUGGCAUGCCGUAACGUUUAUCCAGAUCAGUUGAACCCUCUCCAAGUAGCAGCUGUCGUGAAAUUCUGGUUAGGUGGGCCAGACCCUUUAGACUAUAUAAGUAUGUACUCAAAUCCCGGCAACCCCAAGCUGGACAUCCCUCCUCACUGGCAUUAUAUCAGUUUUGGCCUGAGCGAUUUGCAUGGUGAUGGUAGAGUCCAUGAGCGAUCGACACCGGGUGGGUUAAGUGGAUUCGGUUUCGAACUGACUUUCCGCCUUAAAAGGGAACCCGAAGAGACUUCUCCUCCAACCUGGCCAGCCACUCUUUUGCAAUCGUUAGCAAAGUAUGUUUUCCACUCUGGCAACUGCUUUUGCGCCGGUGAUCACAUCUCAUGGCAUCAAGCACUCGACGGGAGCGAAUCCCUCCUUCAGCACAUGCUACUUGCAGUCGAUCCUCAGCUGGAUACUGUCAACACACCUUGCGGAACUGUGGACUUCAUACAGGUCGUCGGUGUGUGCAAAGAGGAGCUUAAAGCGGCCCAGAAAUGGAAUGGCCUCGGGGUUUUGGACAUUCUUAAAAAUAUACCAAGGGGUGCUGGAGGAAGUUUGUGGCUAGUAACUGACAUGAGGAGGGGUGAAACUAUGUAUGAAUUGGAUACAAAUGUUUCCCAGGUGGUUGAAGCCGGUAUUGACAAAGAGGGAUCAAAUUUAAGCGGCGUAACCGCUCAGUGUUCCUGGACCGAUGCAAAUAAAGGAGCAUGUGGAGGAGAAGAAAAUUCAGAGGACAAUAACAUAUUAAGAAACACAAUUUGCGAUGAUGAUGAAAACCCAGUUUUGGCCCAUGGUAGAGGGACGUUUGGCCUGGGUGAACUGGAAUCGAAUGAGUUAUUACAAACAAAAGUUUUGGACAGCGUUCAUUUGACGUUUAACACAGAAGCAGGAGGCCUUUUACCACUGGCAGUCAGAGGGAGGCUGAAACACGGAAGACAUUUUACUUUUAAAUCAGCUAUCGAUACUGUAGCAAUAACACUAGUCGCUGAAUCUGUGACUGGGACGUUUGUUAAUCCAGAUAAGCCUUUGGUGUCCCACGGUCCUUGGCUGCAGGUGCUCGUCCAAGCGGACCUUGUCGAUAGAAUGCUUGAUGACCUGAAACCUUUAUCUUCAGAGCACGUAAUCUUCCCCAAGACGUUUUCUUGGCCGGAUAAAAAUCUUUCAAUUACAAUACUCGCCGAUAAUAGUGUCCUUAACAAAACGCCUCUCCUUCCAGCUGAGACAUAACUCUUUUAGAAUAAGUUUCAUUUUUAAAAUUCAAGUGCCUUAACUAGACAGUAUUAUUUUGUAUAACUUUUAUACAUUUUUAUAUAAAUUAUUUCUUAUAAUAAUAAUUGUAUUUGUGAAAUCAGGGCCGAACCGAUGUAUUCAAGAAAUUAGCCUCAGUUUUUACAUUGUGUGAACACACAAAGGGAAUUUGAUGAGAAAAAAAUUACUCAUAGUAUUGGUAAAUACAUUAAUAAGUGUAUUUAUAUUUAAAAAAAUUGUCAAUAUUAAUUAUUUUAAUCGUCGAUGAAUUGAAAACAAAAAGCGAGAGAAAAAAUCUUAUAUAAUGCAUUCAUCAAAAUGUAAAAUUGUAUGUAUUAGAAUUUAAAUUAUUGGUAAUUAUUUUGAAAUAGAAUUAGGCGAAAUUUCAGAUGUUUGAUACUUUUCUUUUAAGACUAAUGUGUUUGAACUUUUCAACCGAUUUGUUCUCCGAUGUCCGUCCUCAUCACCAAAGAAAUAUUGAACUCUGUCCUUCAUUUUAUUUUUUUUAAACGGAUUUUUGUCAAACGGGUUUUAUCUAUGCUGAGAAAAAAGUUUUUUUCUUUGGCACCCUUCUAGCGCCGAUUUUCAAAUUUUCACGGGUCCGUGUUCAAAAUAAGCUUAGUUUUGUGGCUUUAAUACUGGGUGCUUUAAUAGUGACUGGUUUUUGAAAUUCAACCUGCUCGCUUUGGCCUAGUGGUGUGAGAACAAAUGAAAUAUGACUAUUUUAUCAAUAUUGCUUAGUGUAUUUGUUUUUCUACUUAAUUUUUUUAAACUCUUUUACUACUUAGAUUUUAACUACGUAUUUUUAAUAUUUAUUUUGGUGUUCUGUUUUGUGUCUAAUUACUGCGUUUAACAAAAAAAGUCUGUGAUUGUUAUCAAUAACUUUAUUUAAAACAUUAAUGGAACAUGUUUGUAUAAGAAAAAUUAACCAUAAUAAAUUAUGUGUUUUUUUAA